This is a messenger RNA of Didymella exigua CBS 183.55, 982 nucleotides long. RefSeq lists its product as uncharacterized. The record is from RefSeq and is a predicted model, not a curated record. Gene Ontology annotation, molecular function: NADH dehydrogenase (ubiquinone) activity. Lineage: Eukaryota; Fungi; Ascomycota; Dothideomycetes; Pleosporales; Didymellaceae. Bases 63 to 917 code for a protein of 284 amino acids. The transcript has 4 exons.
CCCACGCCUUCACCAUCCCAUUGCCUGCCCCGCACAGCCGCACCCGCCCGAAGACACACACCAUGGCAAUGAGGCUCGCAGCCAGCCGGCCAUUGGCCGCCGUCGCGCGCUCGACGGCCGCGCGCGCAUUCUCGACGAGCGCGCUGCGGGCGAAGGAGAUCGCAGGCGAGAACACGGAGACGCCCAACAUGCGGUACGCCCCGCGUAAUCCCUCGGAGACGCUCCAGCGCGCCAUUGUCAACCCGCUCGACAAGUACAAGACCAAGGGCGAGGGCCUGCACACCUACGGCAACUACCUGAUGUCGUGCCUGCCCAAGUACAUCCAGCAGUUCUCCGUCUGGAAGGACGAGCUCACCAUCUACAUCCCCCCGUCUGGUGUCCUCCCGGUCUUCACCUUCCUGAAGAACCACACGGCCGCCGAGUACACCCAGAUCUCCGACAUCACCGCCGUCGACUACCCCACCAAGGACCAGCGCUUCGAGGUCGUCUACAACAUGCUUUCCAUCCGCCACAACUCGCGCUUGAGGGUCAAGACCUACGCUGACGAGGCCACCCCGGUCCCGUCUCUCUGCGACCUCUACGACGGCGCCAACUGGUACGAACGCGAGGUCUACGACCUGUUUGGUGUCUUCUUCGUUGGCCACCCUGACUUGCGCCGCAUCAUGACCGACUACGGUUUCGACGGCCACCCACUGCGCAAGGACUUCCCAAUGACCGGAUACACUGAGAUCCGCUACGACGAGGAGAAGAAGCGGAUCGUCGUCGAGCCGCUCGAGAUGACCCAGGCCUUCAGGAACUUCCGCGGCGGUUCAGCAGCAUGGGAGCAGGUCGGCCCUGGACAAGAGACAACACCAGAGAACUUCAAGCUGCCCACACCCAAGCCGGAGCCGCCGAAGGAGGGCGAGCAGAAGAAGUAGAAAACUAGAGCAAGAUUUUGCGACUUGUAAAUACAUGAAUCAAUUACCUGUACCAUCGUCUCGAG